Molecule: messenger RNA, 1035 nt
Organism: Lodderomyces theae
Lineage: Eukaryota; Fungi; Ascomycota; Pichiomycetes; Serinales; Debaryomycetaceae
Product: methylglyoxal reductase (NADPH-dependent)
Exons: 1
Coding region: 1-1035 (344 amino acids)
Molecular function (GO): oxidoreductase activity, acting on the CH-OH group of donors, NAD or NADP as acceptor
Source: RefSeq, a predicted model, not a curated record
AUGACUGCCAAAGUUAUCGUUUCUGGAGGAACUGGGUUCAUUGCUCAACACAUUCUCCAAGAAUUAUUAAACCACAACUACAGGGUUGUCACCACCGUUAGAUCACAAGCUAAAGGUGACCACUUGUUGAAAUUGUUCAACUCGCCAUCGGCUUUGAGCUAUGAGGUUGUUGAAGAUGUUGGUAAACCAGGUGCGUUUGAUCAAGUAUUGCAGAAUAAUCAAGACGCCACAGUGUUUUUACACACUGCCUCUCCCUUCCAUUUCAAAGCUACCGACGUUGCAAAGGAGUUGCUUGAGCCGGCAGUGGAAGGAACCAAGAAUGCGUUGAAAGCUAUCCAAGAGUACGGCAAGAGCAUCAAGAAUGUGGUGAUUACAUCUUCUUUUGCCGCUGUUGCAACUGCUGCAAAGACCACUGAUACCAAAGUUGUAUUUACUGAGAAGGAUUGGAAUGAAAUCACAUGGGAUGAAGCGGUUAAAAAUCCAAUCAAUGGAUACAGGGCCUCAAAGACAUUUGCAGAAAGAGCAGCUUGGGAUUUCGUCAAACAAAAUGAUUCCAAAUUCCAUUUGUCUACAGUUAACCCGGGCUUUACAUUUGGUCCCCAAUUGUUUACGUCUGAAGUUAAGGAUGAGUUGAAUACUUCAUCAGAGGUGAUCAAUUCCAUAUUAAAGUUGAAACCAGGCGAUUCAAUUCCACCUUUCAAAGGUGGCUGGGUCGAUGUGCGUGAUGUGGCAAAAGCACAUAUUGUUGCGUUUGAAAACCCCAAGGCCCAAAAUGAGAGAUUGCUUUUGAUUGCUGGAGGCUUCACUGAGCAAUCGAUUGUUGAUUUGAUCAAUGCCAAAUUCCCGCAAUUGGAUCUCCCUAAAGGUGAACCGGGCACCGCUGACGAUGUUCUCAAGACAAAGUUGGCCACAGUUGAUAAUUCGAAAACGAAGGAGAUUUUAGGAUUCAAGUUUAUUGAUCUUGGUGAAUCGGUUAUUGAUUCAGUGCAACAAAUCUUGGAUGCUAAAAAGAGCAAGGGCGGAAGUGCAUUGUAG